AUAUGUGGCUCUCCUUUCUCCAUCCAAACCAAAUCAACACCCAAACCUCGUCCACACCAACAAUGUUCAACACAAAAUCAAAACCACAAACACUCAAUUUCUCCUUCUCCCUACCAUUAACAUCAAAUCAGUGAGAAAGAGAGAAGCCAAAGCUGAUUUCUAUGGCUACUGCUUCGCUUUCUGCAAAUCAAGGAUUACUCGGAACUUCCUUCUGUGGAGGUUGGGGAAACUCAAUCUCCGGCGACGAUUACCACAACAUGCUCGCCAAAACCUCUGCGCCACCGCAACAAGCUCGAGUCUCAAGAAAACCCAUCAGAGUACAGCCGAUGAUGAAGAAUGUCAAUGAAGGCAAAGGUUUAUUUGCUCCUCUCGUUGUUGUCACUCGCAACGUAGUAGGCAAGAAGAGGUUUAAUCAGCUUAGAGGCAAAGCUAUUGCUUUACACUCUCAGGUGAUUACUGAGUUCUGUAAAUCGAUAGGAGCUGAUGCGAAACAGAGACAAGGAUUGAUUAGGCUUGCUAAGAAGAAUGGAGAGAGGCUUGGCUUCCUCGCUUGAUUUUCAUCAUCUGCUCUUGUCUGUAUACAAUCCUCUUUCUUGUUGUUCUUGUCUAGAUGUAUUUUGUCCAAAACGUAUAAUCUUUGAAACAGAAACUGCCACUCUCGUUCUGAAAAAUUGUGUGCAUCACUACUCUUAAA
Eutrema salsugineum is the source of this 694-nucleotide messenger RNA. RefSeq names its product protein PROTON GRADIENT REGULATION 5, chloroplastic. Gene Ontology annotation, biological process: photosynthetic electron transport in photosystem I; response to high light intensity. NCBI's taxonomy places the organism in Eukaryota, Viridiplantae, Streptophyta, Magnoliopsida, Brassicales, Brassicaceae. The transcript has 2 exons. Gene Ontology annotation, molecular function: electron transfer activity. The coding region runs from base 162 to 554 and encodes 130 amino acids. The record is from RefSeq and is a predicted model, not a curated record. Gene Ontology annotation, cellular component: chloroplast.